CUUUCUUCUAGGUUAUUGGCUUACAUGGGGGUGCACUACUUGGUGUGGCCUAUCGAACAUCUCGAAGAAUCAACCCUAUUGCAGCAACGGCUAUUUCCGCAAUUCAGUCCAUGCCCUUGUCAGAUGCAGCACCUCAAAACUUUCAGCUGUACAGCUGGGAAACUUUUGAACCCGUUGGUAGUAUGCUUCCUCAGCCAGAAUGGACUGCUUGGGAUGAAACUGUUGAGUAUUGUGCUUUUGCAUAUCCGCAGUAUGUUGUUAUUUCUUCUUUGCGACCUCAAUAUAGGUACCUUGGCAAUGUUGCAAUUCCUGAAGCUACUGGAGCAUUUUGGCACCGGAGACAGCUAUUCGUUGUAACCCCUACUACAAUAGAAUGUGUGUUUGUGGAUGCUGGGGUAACCGCUGUUGAUAUUGAAACAAGAAAAAUGAAAGAAGAAAUGAAACUGAAAGUAGCACAGGCUAGAGCAGUUGCUAAGCAUGGAGAGUUAGCACUAAUCACUGUCGAAGUUCCCCAAUCUACUUCCCAAGAUAGAAUCGCAUUGAGGCCCCCAAUGCUACAGGUGGUUCGGUUAGCUUCUUUCCAGAAUUCUCCUUCUGUGCCACCAUUCUUGACAUUGCCAAAGAUGUCUAAAGUUGAUGGGGAUGACUCUUCAAUGCCAAAGGAGUUGGAGGAGAGACGAGUUAAUGAGAUCGCUGUUGGUGGUGGGGGUGUGUCAGUGGCAGUUACUCGUUUUCCUGUAGAGCAGAAGCGGCCAGUAGGACCACUGGUUAUCAUGGGUGUAAGAGAUGGAGUUCUUUGGCUUGUUGAUAGGUACAUGACUGCUCAUCCCUUAUCGCUAAGCCAUCCUGGUAUUCGUUGCCGGUGUCUUGCUGCUUAUGGAGAUGCUGUGAGUGCAGUAAAAUGGGCAAGUAGGCUUGGGAGAGAACAUCAUGAUGACUUGGCACAAUUUAUGCUUGGAAUGGGCUAUGCUACUGAAGCACUUCAUUUACCAGGAAUAUCUAAGAGGUUGGAGUUUGAUCUGGCCAUGCAAAGUAAUGAUUUGAAAAGAGCUCUCCAGUGCCUUCUUACAAUGAGCAACAGCAGGGGCAUAGGGCAGGACAGUCUUACCCUCGACUUGAGUGACAUUAUGAAUUUAACAGCUAAGAAAGAAAAUGUUGUGGAGGGUGUUCAAGGAAUAGUGAAAUUUGCAAAGGAGUUUUUGGACCUGAUUGAUGCCGCUGAUGCUACUGGACUAGCUGAUAUUGCACGUGAAGCUCUAAAGAGGUUAGCUGCUGCAGGUUCUGUGAAAGGAGCUUUACAAGGUCAUGAGAUAAGGGGACUUGCUUUGCGCCUUGCAAAUCAUGGAGAGUUAACACGGCUCAGUAAUUUGGUAAACAACUUGAUCUCGGUAGGGCUAGGACGUGAAGCAGCAUUUUCAGCUGCAGUUUUGGGAGACAAUGCCCUGAUGGAGAAGGCGUGGCAGGACACUGGAAUGCUUGCUGAGGCCGUUCUUCAUGCCCAUGCUCACGGUCGACCGACACUGAAGAACGUGGUUCAAGCUUGGAAUAUAAUGCUACAAAAGGAGGUUGAGCACACUCUGUUAACAAAGACAGAUGCUGCUGCUGCAUUUAUGGCUUCCCUUGAGGAACCCAAGCUCACAAGUCUAGCAGAAGCUGAGAGGAAACCACCAAUUGAAAUUCUUCCCCCAGGAAUGCCAUCUCUUUCUGCUUCAACUAUUACUGUCCAGAAAAAGCCCCUCUCUGUUGUGCAGACUCAACAACAGCAAGCAGGCAAGCCAUUGCAAUUAGAAGCACCUGCGGAUCCUACACUAGCACCAGGCAGCUCACCGGCUAUUGCAGCAGAAACCGAAACUGCACCUUAUGGCCAGCCUGAAUCUGCACCUUCUAAUGCAAAACCGGUCACUGAAAGUGCGCAUUCUGCUGCAAACCCGGAUGUUGCAGGUGCAUCCGUUACCAAUACGCCAGCAGUAGAAAUUGCGACAGACGCACCCGAAACAAAUGAGGGUGCUGCAAGUGAGCCUGUUGUAGGUAAUAGACCUGUUUUAUCAUCAGGGAGUAACUCUAAACUGGUUGCUUCGGGAGGAAAUACACAAGCGUCGUCUGAGUGAUACAGCAUCAACUGACGUACCCCCAUCAGUUCAAACCCUAAACCGCAAAAUCCCACAAUCCCAAAAUUCCCUAAACCCCAUAGCCCCCAAAACCGCAUAACCCUAAAAUCUCAUGAGCUGCACAAUAAGUUGUACCGUUGGGUGACAAUUAUGUGCGAUCCGAAUGUUGGAAUUUGUUCGACUAAGAUAAAACCAAUUCGAGUUUUGUCAAUUACAUCCAAUCUGAAUUAGUGUUCGGACAUGUAAAUAAUUUGUAAACAUGUGAUAUUGUCGAACCUAAAACUGACUCGAAACCAAUUUUUUUUGCCAU
Tripterygium wilfordii is the source of this 2418-nucleotide messenger RNA. RefSeq lists its product as uncharacterized. The transcript is spliced from 10 exons. Lineage: Eukaryota; Viridiplantae; Streptophyta; Magnoliopsida; Celastrales; Celastraceae. The record is from RefSeq and is a predicted model, not a curated record. The coding region runs from base 111 to 2108 and encodes 665 amino acids.